CCAGACAACCCAAUGCACAAGACAAGGCAAGGCAAGGCAAACAAGCAAGUGCAUUAUCUUCGUUCUGAGAGAGAGAGAGAGAGAGAGAGACCAAAAGACAAGCAAGGUUUCACUACAGCUUCUAGAGAGAGAAAAUGGAGAGCUUCCCAGUGAUCAACAUGGAGAACUUGAAUGGUGAGAAGAGAGCAAUCACCAUGGACAAGAUCAAAGAUGCUUGUGAGAACUGGGGCUUCUUUGAGCUGGUGAAUCAUGGGAUUCCACCCGAGUUUAUGGACACGAUCGAAAGCAUGACAAAGGGGCACUACAAGAAGUGCAUGGAGCAGAGGUUCGGAGAGCUGGUGGCGAGCAAGGGGCUCGAGUGUGUCCAGACAGAGGUCCACGACUUGGACUGGGAAAGCACCUUCCACUUGAAGCACCUUCCUGUCUCUAACAUCUCCCAAAUCCCAGAUCUCGAUGAUGACUACAGGAGAGUCAUGAAGGAGUUUGCACUGAAAUUGGAGAAGCUGGCGGAGGAGCUCAUGGACCUACUGUGUGAGAACCUGGGCCUGGAGAAAGGCUACUUGAAGAAGGCCUUCUACGGGUCCCAAGGACCGAACUUCGGCACCAAGGUUAGCAACUACCCGCCGUGCCCGAAGCCCGACCUGAUCAAGGGGCUCCGGGCCCACACCGACGCCGGUGGCAUCAUCCUGCUCUUCCAAGACGACAAGGUUAGCGGCCUGCAGCUCCUCAAGGAUGGCCAGUGGGUUGACGUCCCCCCAAUGCGCCAUUCCAUCGUCGUCAACCUCGGAGACCAAAUUGAGGUGAUAACUAAUGGAAAGUACAAGAGCAUACUGCACAGGGUGGUGGCCCAGACCGAUGGAAACAGGAUGUCCAUAGCUUCAUUCUACAACCCAGGCAGCGACGCCGUGAUCUAUCCAGCACCGGCACUUGUGGAGAGCGAGGCAGAGGAGGCCAGCAAAGCAGUUUACCCAAAGUUCGUGUUCGAGGACUACAUGAGAUUGUAUGCUGCUCUCAAGUUCCAAGCCAAAGAGCCAAGGUUCCAAGCCAUGAAAGCCAUGGAGUCGAGCCCCAGUUUGGGCCCAAUCGCAACCGCUUGAUUUGGAGAAUUUAGGACUUCUCUAAGUGUGGACGCAGAAGAAUAAAUUGGCUUUUUUUUUAUUAUUAUUUUUAGGUUAUGAUUGGACCAACUGAGGAGAUUCUAUCCAUCAGUUUAAGUACAUAUUUGAACUCUGUCCCAAUAUGUACUUUGAUUUAUGGAUUGUAACGAUAUACUCAAUUGGAAAUAAUAGGAGCGAAAGAUCAUUUAAAAUAAUUUCUCCCGUAUUCCUUUGGA
Molecule: messenger RNA, 1333 nt
Organism: Eucalyptus grandis
Lineage: Eukaryota; Viridiplantae; Streptophyta; Magnoliopsida; Myrtales; Myrtaceae
Product: 1-aminocyclopropane-1-carboxylate oxidase 3
Exons: 4
Coding region: 135-1097 (320 amino acids)
Source: RefSeq, a predicted model, not a curated record